CGCCCUUCCUGCCCACUCCGCCCCACAGAGGCGCCCCCUCCUCUCCGCCCACCCGGCGGCGGCGGCGGCGGCGGCUGCCCUAAGUAGCCACGUGACUUGGGGAGGUUGCGAGGGAGGGAUGACUCUCUAGCCCUCCCAGGCCCUUCUCUCUGGUUCCCUGCAGGGGGGAAAAAUGGAAAUGAAACGGCUAAGCAUCUCCCUGGUUGUGGUUUUGUUCCUGGUCCUGGUCCUGCAGAUCUUGUCUGCUGUCGAUUUUGAUCCAUAUCGGAUCCUUGGAGUCAGCAGGACAGCUAGUCAGGCGGACAUUAAAAAGGCCUAUAAGAAGCUUGCCCGGGAAUGGCACCCUGACAAAAAUAAGGACCCAGGAGCAGAAGAUAAGUUCAUACAAAUUAGCAAGGCUUAUGAGAUCCUGUCCAAUGAGGAAAAGAGAUUAAAUUUUGACCGCUAUGGCAAUGUGGGGGAGAACCAGGGCUACCCCCACCAGCAACAGCCGCAGCACCGCCCGUUCCACCACUUCCACGAGAGCUUUUAUUUUGAUGAAUCCUUUUUCCAUUUCCCGUUCAAUUCGGACCGCCGCGACUCCUCCGACGAGAAGUACUUGCUGCACUUCUCACACUACAUCAACGAGAUUGUGCCCGACAGUUUCAGAAAACCCUAUCUCAUCAAGAUCACGUCGGACUGGUGCUUUAGCUGCAUCCACAUUGAGCCCGUGUGGAAGGAGGUGGUCCAGGAACUUGAAGGGCUGGGAGUGGGGAUCGGCGUUGUUCAUGCUGGCUAUGAGAGGCGCUUGGCACAUCACCUCGGAGCACACAGUACACCAUCCAUCCUGGGACUUAUCAAUGGGAAAAUUACCUUUUUCCACAAUGCAGUUGUUCGGGAGAAUCUGCGGCAGUUUGUGGAAAGCCUACUUCCGGGUAACCUUGUUGAGAAGAUUACAGAUAAAAACUACGUCAGAUUCCUGUCAAACUGGAAGAAAGAGAACAAACCCCACGUGCUUCUCUUUGAUCACAUGCCCCUCGUCCCCCUGUUAUAUAAGCUGACGGCGUUUGCUUACAGAGAUUACCUGUCCUUUGGAUAUGUGUACGUUGGGCUCCGAGGUACAGAAGAGCUGUCCAGCCAGUAUAACAUCAAUGUCUACACGCCCACCAUGAUGGUGUUCAAAGAGCACGUCGAUAAGCCUGCUGAUGUCAUCCAGGCCCGAGGCAUGAAGAAGCAGCUUAUUGAUGACUUCCUGUCUCAGAACAAGUUCCUCAUGGCAUCUAGGCUCACCAGCCAGAAGCUUUUUCAGGAGUUGUGUCCUGCGAAAAAGUCUCACAGGCAGCGCAAGUACUGUGUGGUCUUGAUUACCGGAGAGGGCGAUAAAUACACUGUGAGCUAUGAAGCCUUUCUGGCUUUUGCUGUGCCCAACACAAAGGACACCCUGAGGUUUGUGCACAUCUACAGCAACUACCAGCCGCAGUUUGGGCACACUUUGCUAACGGACGACGAAAGAUUCCACGGGAAGUCAGCCGUGGUCAUCUUGGAGAGGCGCAACAAUGCUGGGCGAGUAGUCUACAAGGCCCUCGACGAGCCCUGGAGCGGCAGUGAACAGGACAACUUCAUUCUUCUGGACCUCCUGGAUCAGCUGAGGACAGACCCAGGCAUUCUCUCUUCUGAUACCAUCCUGCCAGACUUGAAUGAUGAACUUGCUCCUGUUUUCUUCCUCCGAUGGAUCUACUCUGCCAUCGACUAUAUAUCAGACAGCUGGGACAGCCUCUUUCACAGCAACUGGAGAGAAAUGAUGCCCCUCUUAUCGCUGAUCUUCUCAGCCCUCUUCAUCCUUUUUGGGACCGUUAUUGUUCAGGCUUUCAGCGACUCGAGCGACGAGAGAGAUUCGCCUCCUGCCAAGAAGGAUGAAAACACUCCGAAGGGCGAGAAGAAUGACACAAGUUUCACCAAAGAUAACAGGAUCCCCAAGAAGGGCUUCGUUGAAGUGACCGAGCUGACAGAUAUCACCUACACAAGCAACCUGGUGCGCCUAAGGCCUGGACACAUGAACGUGGUCCUGAUCCUUUCCAACCCCACCAAGACGCCUCUCCUGCAGAAGUUUGCCCUGGAGGUCUACACUUUCACUGGGAGCAACUGCCUCCAUUUCUCCUUCUUGAACCUGGACAAGCAUCGGGAGUGGCUGGAGUACGUCCUGGAGUUUGCACAAGAUGCUGCCCCCAUCCCCAACCAGUACGACAAGCACUUCCUAGAGCGCGACUACACGGGCUACGUCCUGGCCCUGAACGGGCACAAGAAAUACUUCUGCCUCUUCAAGCCUCGGAAGUCGGAGGAGGACGGGGAUGCCCCGGGGAUGCCCUGCGAGGAAUCUGACCUGGGGGAGGCUCGUGGGAAACCGUCUUCCUCUUGCAGCCCGGGGGCAAGGUCGGUGAAAAACAAACUCAACAAGCUCUCCCUGUGGAUGGAGCGUCUCUUGGAAGGGUCCCUGCAAAGGUUUUAUAUUCCCUUGUGGCCCGCGCUAGACUGAAAAAAACAACAGCAGCAUAAAAUUUUGAAAAAGGAAAAAAUAGGUUUUUUGAAAGGGAAUCUCUAUCUCAGCAGAGACGUUGAAAGAGGACAACUGCAAGCAUCUCUCUUUCAGGAGUGUCGUAAUAGACGGUAGCUUUUUAGAUGAAUCCUCCUAGGCCCAGUGAGUUAGAAACAUCUUUCCCGCGCCUUUGACCUAGGAGUGAUCGUGGCGGCGAAUGCACUGGCGCCUGCUCUUCGUACCAAAUGGUUUGAAUGCUCGGAAGCCGUACAAUCAAAACUGGUUCACAGUCGGUGCCCCUGUCCAAGACCCCACCCCCCACUGUCCCAGCCUGCUCCAGUUCCGCCUCUGGGUUUUUCUCCAAAGUUGAUGAAAGCCUUGCUGCUGUGGAAACUCUCUUCCUUGCCUAUGGAUGGUUUAAAUGCUUUUGAUUUUGUUUUGAUGCCACUCUCCCCCCAUGCAGUCUACAGAGAGCUGUAAUAAUCCCUACCUGUUGGUUUCCCACACAUGCCCGCCCCGUUAUCCUUUUUAUGUACCAAAUAGCUGACAGGGCAGGAUGUGUAUAAGGGCGGGGGGGGGAGGUACUAUCAACCCACUUGCAUGCCCCCCUCCAGCCCUGGGUGCAAUAUAAUCCAACAGGUAGAGUUGACCAGCUCAGCCUUCAGCAGGGCGGGGAGUGGCCAGCUGAGCCGCAAACACUGUACGAGAAGCAAUGAGCCAUUUUAAAAUGUAUGUCCCUUUCGAUGCCUUCCUGCUUGCUGUCUGGUUUGUCCUCUUCUCUGAAAGACUUGUAGUUUUACAGCCAUACUCUCAGAACCACAUCCAUAGAGCUACGGACUGCUGCUAGCCAAUAGCUGUGUGUGUAUGUGUGUAUGUUUGUGGAAGGCAGCAACUCCCGCUUGUGAGUCGUUCCCUGGACAUACCUUCCCCUCCCGCCCUGAAACAGCAACAAUACAUCUGUAGGACAGUAACUGAACAACAUUUCUCUGUAUCAAGGAGCUGAAAUUGCCUCUCUCACAAUGGCCUCUCCAAGGAUAAGGUUAGGAUUGAAAUGCCAAACUACUGAACUUCCCGGGUGUUCUGUUACAUGGCAAUGUGAUUUCUUUCUUUCUUGCCUUCCUCACAGGGCAGGGCACUCUGCCACCUUUUUCUGAAACAGGUCUCCAGGGGGCUGUUUGUUUACAAAGGUGCCUAGCUGCUCCCCCUCCUGCCACCUCUCAGAAUGUGCCACUCACCUUUAUCUAGUUGAUUUUUUCCUUGGAGCCAUAGGAGUAGUCACAUUUUUAAACUGUGGUUUGCUUUCUAAUCAAAAUUUAAGCCCAAGGGUUGCAUCUAAUUCCAGUCCUACUCAGGGGACGCAGGCGCAUCAGAGUUGAUGGACGUAAUUAUAACUUUGGUCCAUUGACUCUAGGGGGUCUGCAUAGGAUGCAACCCUAUGACCCGACACGCCGUGGGCCAUGCGUCUUGGAUGGGUGCGUGGGGCAUAUAUUUGAAAGCUUCCCAUGUGGAAACAAAAAUAAAUGAGCCGCUCCUCUGUGUAGCACAUCCUAGAGAGAGAGAAUGUAACAGAGCUCUCUCCCUGAUGUACUUGCUCUCUACUUGCAGGGAGCUCUUUUUCAUUCAAAAAAUAGGACAGCCGAACCUCACAAGAGCGGCCCAGAACUUUGCGGUGUGUAGAACAGUUCUUGGAAAUAGAAUGCCUUGCUGACUCGCUAGUGGUGCCUUGCGACGGGGAAUUGGGGAGGGGAUGUGCUUGGUGUGUUCUUUCUUAAAAAGAAAAAUGAAAAACAAAGCAAGCAGUCUGCCUCUUGCAAGAGCUCUCUGAAGUGCCGGUUUGUUUGUGCUGGGUCUUCCCUCGUCACAGGAGUGAUUCUGGGUAGAUCCUCCCCCCACCC
Messenger RNA from Zootoca vivipara (common lizard), 4407 nucleotides. It is a transcript of the gene DNAJC16, whose product is annotated as DnaJ heat shock protein family (Hsp40) member C16. The record is from RefSeq and is a predicted model, not a curated record. Lineage: Eukaryota; Metazoa; Chordata; Lepidosauria; Squamata; Lacertidae.